Messenger RNA from Salvelinus sp. IW2-2015, 4318 nucleotides. Its product is annotated as melanocortin receptor 4-like. The record is from RefSeq and is a predicted model, not a curated record. Lineage: Eukaryota; Metazoa; Chordata; Actinopteri; Salmoniformes; Salmonidae. Gene Ontology annotation, molecular function: melanocyte-stimulating hormone receptor activity. Gene Ontology annotation, cellular component: plasma membrane; cytoplasm. Gene Ontology annotation, biological process: regulation of metabolic process; adenylate cyclase-activating G protein-coupled receptor signaling pathway.
CCUGCAUGUGUUCUGCUCCACUCUGCUCUCUCCAUUGCUGAGGUUCAGACUCCUGUCACCGAUCAAAUCAGCUCCUGUUCUUUCGUUCUCUGCCAUGCUCUCUCAAUCUGCUGCUUUCUUUAUCGUCACUCCUUCUCUCUAUUCUUAUCUCCAUUUCACCUUUCUGUUUUACACACUUUUUAAUUCAUCUCUCGUUUUAUAAUCUUUGGCAUUCUCCGUUCCCUACCUGUCUCAUUCUUUCAUCUCUCUAUUUUCAUCUUUCCCCCAUCCCCACUAUCUAUCUAUCCAUCUAUCUAUCUUUUCCUUUCUUUCACUUUCUUUUUGGAGGCUGUCAGUUGAUAGCAGUGCAGAGUGCCAGGUGCUAAGGAAGGCUAACAUCAGCAGAUGUCUGGAGAAAAUGACUGCUUGAUCAGUUUGGGGGCUGGCUGACGCAAAAGAGAGGAUCUGGGAUUUAUUCUGUUUUCCACCACCUGCCCGACGCUAGACUCUGACUACAUCCACUGAGCUGUUCUUUCACAGCAAAGAAAGACAACAAGACAGCAGAAUGGGGACAAUAAAGMUUCACUUAAACACUACAAGAACCAACUAAGAGAACUAACAACUACGUGAUGAAUUCCACAGACCACCAAGGGUUGAUCUCUGUGGGCUAUACCAGGAACCUCAGCACUGCUGGGACUCUGGGAACCCUCAACAAAGACUCAGAGGGCGUUGGUAUCAAGGACUCCUCAACGGGAUGUUACGAGCAGCUCCUCAUCUCUACCGAGGUCUUUCUCACACUGGGGAUAGUCAGUUUAUUGGAGAACAUCCUGGUGAUUGCCGCCAUCAUCAAGAAUAAGAAUCUCCACUCUCCCAUGUACUUAUUCAUCUGUUCUUUGGCUGUGGCAGACAUGCUGGUCAGCGUCUCCAACGCCUCCGAGACCAUCGUCAUCGCCCUGAUCAACGGCGGCAACUUGACCAUCUCCGGGUCGCUCAUAAAGAGCAUGGACAACGUGUUCGACUCCAUGAUCUGUAGCUCACUGCUGGCGUCAAUCUGUAGUCUCUUGGCCAUCGCCAUAGACCGCUACAUCACCAUAUUCUACGCGCUGCGCUACCAUAACAUUGUGACGGUAAAACGAGCGAUGGCGGUAAUCGCGUGCAUCUGGUCGUGUUGUGUGGCAUCGGGCGUGCUCUUCAUUAUCUACUCUGAGAGCACCACGGUCCUCAUCUGCCUCAUCACCAUGUUCUUCACCAUGCUGGCGCUCAUGGCCUCGCUCUACGUCCACAUGUUCAUGCUGGCCCGCCUGCACAUAAAGAGGAUCGCCGUGCUGCCCGGGAACGUUCCCAUCCGCCAGCGUGCCAACAUGAAGGGCGCCAUCACCCUCACCAUCCUCCUGGGCGUGUUCGUAGUGUGCUGGGCUCCCUUUUUCCUCCACCUCAUCCUCAUGAUAUCAUGCCCCAGGAACCCCUACUGCGCCUGCUUCAUGUCYCACUUCAACAUGUACCUCAUCCUCAUCAUGUGUAACUCUGUCAUCGACCCACUGAUCUACGCCUUCAGGAGCCAAGAGAUGAGGAAGACCUUUAAGGAGAUCUUCUGCUGGUACAGCCUGCCAAACCUGUGUGUGUGCGAGCUGCCCGGGAAAUAUUGAACUACCGAACAAGCCGGGCAUCUGUCAGAGACCCAGUAAGUGUGACAACUGCUGAGGUAGCAUCUGCGUCUGUGUCUCGUCACAUGAAAGAGCUGAGAGGUUGUAUAGGCUACAUUAUGGUGUAACGGUGUAAAUAAGAUCAGAUGUUUUUUAUUGCCACCAGAUAGGUGCAGUUUAAAUGUGUUGCUUUACAGGGUCAGSCAUAGUACAGAGCCCUUGGAGAGAAUUAGGUUUAAGUGCCUUGCUCAAGUGCACAUGAACAGAUUUUUCACCUUGUCGGCUCAGGUAUUUGAUCCUUCGGUUACUGGCCCAACACUCGUAGGUAGGUAGCCUAACAACGGUUACAUGUACAGUAUGGUGUAACGACUACAGUAUGGUGGAAGUUGAGGGUGACGACUGCUGAGGAAGCAUCUGCCUCUCCUCACAUGAAAGAAACCGCCUAAUUGUGAUUGGUGAGAACUGAUUUAUCCUCGUCCUGCCCAGUGCUCCAGAACACUGCUGUAAAUUAUUAAAAAGUAGUUCCUCUAAAUUGGUUCUGGUUACUAUGGCUCGGGUUGCCGAGGAGGUAGGUUGGUUUACAUACACCCUGUACAAAAACACAACAGAAAUAACAUUGUUUCUUUUCAGCACAAUAAGGCAUACUUUUGUUUGUCCUUAAAAAAAGUAACUGAACCACAAUGUGAGAAGAUACAGUAUGAUGACGAUAUGAGAAAAGAAGAUGAAUAUUUAUAUUAGAAUAUUUAACAUUUUUAAAGAUAUUUGAAGAACUGAGUGGCAGCUGCCUAUGCACUAUAGUAUUUUUGAAGGAUAACAUAUAGCACGUAAAUUGCACACUAUAUCAUACUCUGAGAGUUUGGUAAGAUGGAAAGCUUCAAACAGAUCAUUCACCUCCCGUUUCAAAAACAUGCUGUUGCAAUUGGACAUUGCGAGCAAACUGUACAGGCUUCUAUUGUACAUAAACAUCCAAACACAGUGAUUUGUAGAAUAAAUUCACAGCAGCAUAGCUGAACCCUUUAAAGUCUCCUCUAACCCAAAGCUGCACCAAUUUUCCAUAAAAAUCCACAAGAGCAAAGAGGAAUAGCUGAUAGGCAACAGAGUGCCACAAAAAGCCUGCAAAGUCGAUGUCCCCGUUUAUAAACACAGGGUCUCUACAGUUAUUGUUAUUUGUGGUCGUAACCAUUGUUUUUGAYUUAACUCAAUGAGGGGGGAGGGUAUGCAUUUUUUUUUACAGUACAAGGGGAGAGUUAUGUAAAACUGUUUUCUACGUUCUGUCUCUAAAACAAGCACUUAUUGAAAUGACUUGUGUUGAGAAUGAAGCCUGUCAGGGGAGUGGAAUGUAAUUUGCUUAAAAUCUACCUAUGCUGCUUAUUUAAAAAUAAUUAUGUUUGUGUGGACAUGUGCAUUUAAACAGGCACACUUACAUGACGAAGACGUACUCUCAUCUAUAUUUUUAAUUCAUCCUCAAUAUGCAUUUAUCAAGUGCUUGGAUAAUAAUUUGCAGGGUAAAGUGUACAUUUAACUUCUUAUCUAUGAAUGUCUAUUUUGCUCUUUAUUCUAAAGUUGAAACUAUGUGAGUAUGUGUUUUUAUCUUAAUAUGAUGUUGUUUGUUGUUGUGGCCUUAAAUAGUUUGCACUGUGAUGUAAAAGAAAGAAYAGCAACUUGUUUUUUGUAGCACCUGUGUUAUGUAGGUAAGUGAUAACGCCGUCGUUCUGUACUGUGUACUUCACCUUGGAGAUAAUGGACGACCGCCUCCUCCCUUCGCGAAGUACAUUUUUCCAAGGUAAUUUACAGAACUGAGACUUGUAUCCUGCUUAUAGCACAUGUGSCAACAAACAAUACUAAAGCACACAUUUACUGGUKAAUAACGUUUUCAAUUAUAUUUGGGUACUAAGCUAACCUACAUAAUUAUUUUAAGAUGGUCAUACCAUGGAUCAUGUAGAUAUUUGAAUUUUAGAAACCCUUUAGGCAUCAAAWAAUGUAUGAAAAAAGUGCUUUGAUAAAAUAUUGAAUUUGGCCUUUACUCCUAUAGCCCAUAGAAGCYCAUAGCUGCAUUUGUGUUAUUUAAGUUGUUUUCUAGUGACAUUAAUUUGGAUACUUCCAGAACAAUGAGCUGAUAUGAUGCGUGAUUUUUCCUGGCAUAGAACAGUUUGCCUUCUUGUAAGGACACUGUUCAUUAUGAGGAGAUCGAAUUGCAUAUCAAACACUAGGAUAGAAGCUAGCUAAAUAGCUUGUUGCUUGCAAGCCUGCCAAUACGACAACUGAAUUCAACAAUAUCAGUUGCUGAAAACAGCUGGUCAAACUACAAACAUGUGUGAGGAUUUGACAGCAUACACAGCAAAUUCUCCAGCGUUAAGUCAACACUGAGAGUGUUAAAUCAACACUGAAAGAGUUGGACCAUUAUAUACACAAGUGUUAAACAASUGUUAAAUUAACGUAAAACAAGUGUUAAAUUAACAUACUGCUUCGUGUAAAACCUUAUUCAAAUAUUUCCCAGAGUGCCUUUGAUUUCAAGUGACUGGUUAAGUUACCACCCAUGACUGUAUUUGUUAGUGCCAGAGACAUGUUUGUUGCAGUCAACUAUGUAAUAAGUAAUGAAUUUCCCUAAAUGAUCUACUAAGUYACUAUGUUGUCAGAAAUGUCAUAAUCAUGUUCAUCAUUAAAUUUGAUAUUUGGAUGAAACCAGAUUGAAGUCU